Messenger RNA from Triplophysa dalaica, 3819 nucleotides. It is a transcript of the gene clpxb, whose product is annotated as caseinolytic mitochondrial matrix peptidase chaperone subunit Xb. NCBI's taxonomy places the organism in Eukaryota, Metazoa, Chordata, Actinopteri, Cypriniformes, Nemacheilidae. Gene Ontology annotation, biological process: proteolysis; protein catabolic process. The coding region runs from base 208 to 2079 and encodes 623 amino acids. The transcript has 15 exons. Gene Ontology annotation, molecular function: zinc ion binding; ATP hydrolysis activity; ATP binding. Gene Ontology annotation, cellular component: mitochondrial matrix. The record is from RefSeq and is a predicted model, not a curated record.
UUACGUCAGUGACCCACUUCAUAACAGGAGGUUAUACUGAUCGCGUCAAACUUCAUGUAACAGCCGUAACGGACCUACAGACACAUUCACGCUGACAUGAAAUCAUUUAAAACGUUUCUUCUGAUCAGAUCGUGUUGUUAAAUCCAUUAAAGCAAAAGACAAUCAUCUGUUUUGGAGGACUCGGACAUUUAGUACUCUGUUUUAAGUAUGUCCUGUGCAUGCAGACCUGCAGCGAGGGUGAUAAACUCCGUUUAUAAAGGUCUGUCAUGUUCCCGGGUUCAGCUCUUCACUCUUACUAAACCAGCAUGCCAUGAAGUUCAUCUACCUCAAGUUAUACUCGUGAGAUCAUUUUCACAAACAGCAGUGUGUUUGGCUAUUAAAGACAGCACGCCCCGAGAUGGUGAUGGUGGAAGGAAAAGCGUCACUGAUGCCGGUGGAAACAGUACGUCAGGAACGGGAGGUUCAGGGAAAGGCGGCGGUCAGCUGCGAUGUCCCAAAUGUGGAGAUCUCUGUACACACGUGGAGACUUUUGUAUCCUCCACACGGUUCGUAAAGUGUGAAAAGUGUCAUCACUUCUUUGUGGUUCUGUCUGAGUCGGACUCUAAGGAGGGUUUAAACAAGGAAACAGAAAGCACCUCUGAACGUGCGAAAAUCGCUUUCGCUCAGACACCCCCUCCACCUCCUAAAAAGAUUUAUACAUAUCUCGACAAAUAUGUCAUCGGCCAGUCAUAUGCAAAGAAAGUAUUGGCAGUCGCUGUCUAUAAUCAUUACAAGCGGAUCUACAACAACUUUCCAGCAGUGAGCAGACAGCAAGCAGAAGCAGAGAAACAGAGUCCUCUUACUCCUAGAGAGCUAGAGAUCAGAAGACAAGAAGAUGAAUACAGGUUUACAAAGCUGCUUCAGAUCGCUGGAGUCAGUCCCCACGGAAACGCUCUGGGUGCAUCUGUCCAGCAGCAGACCAAUAAGCAAGCCUAUCAUGAAAAACGGGGCGGAGAAAUGCUUGACUCCACCCACACUGAUAUUAGACUUGAAAAGAGCAAUAUUCUGUUGCUGGGACCUACUGGAUCUGGCAAAACAUUGCUGGCCCAGACUCUGGCUAGAUGUUUGGAUGUGCCAUUCGCCAUCUGUGAUUGUACCACCCUUACCCAAGCAGGCUAUGUGGGCGAGGACAUCGAAUCCGUUAUUGCCAAACUUCUGCAGGAUGCAAACUACUCCGUGGAGAAAGCCCAGCAAGGCAUAGUGUUCCUGGAUGAAGUGGAUAAAAUUGGCAGCGUGCCUGGAAUUCAUCAGCUCAGAGAUGUCGGGGGGGAAGGUGUUCAGCAGGGUUUGCUUAAACUCCUUGAGGGAACCAUCGUGAGCGUUCCGGAGAAGAACAGCCGGAAGUUGAGAGGAGACACGCUGCAGGUAGACACAACCAACAUCUUGUUUGUGGCCUCCGGUGCCUUCAACGGACUCGACAGGAUCGUCAGCCGCAGAAAAAAUGAAAAGUUCCUUGGUUUCGGGACGCCCUCAAACCUGGGCCAAGGUCGCCGGGCAGCAGCGGCCGCUGAUCUGGCCAACACCUCAGGGAAUGAAAUGGAGGCAGCGGCAGAGAUGGAUGAGAAAGACCGUCUUCUGCGACACGCUGAGGCGCGGGACCUCGUUGAAUUCGGGAUGAUCCCGGAGUUUGUUGGCCGUCUGCCCGUGGUGGUACCGCUGCACAGUCUGAACGAGGAGACGCUGGUGAAAAUCCUUACCGAGCCUCGGAACGCUGUGCUCCCUCAGUAUCAGGCUCUCUUCAGUAUGGAUAAAUGUGAGCUGAAUGUAACCAGUGAUGCACUGAGGGCCAUCGCCCGUCUGGCUCUGGAGAGGAAAACAGGAGCCAGGGGACUCCGCUCCAUCAUGGAGAAGCUCCUGUUAGAGCCCAUGUUUGAAGUGCCUCAGUCCGACAUCAUCGCCGUGGAACUGAGUAAGGAGGUGGUCCAGGGGAAAUGUCAACCGUUCUACAUUAGAGCUCCUCCUAAAGAAAGAGAAGAAGAGUUUGACUCCACUCUGGAUGAGGAGAACUGGCCCAGACAUGCAGGCGCGGCCAACAACUGACCUGAUGAUUCCAUAUCAGACAAUACAUCCUUACCGUUCUGAAAGCACACAACAGCAUCGCCUUGGGGAAGAGAGAUUGAGAUGGACCCAAGCAGAUCAGUUUUUGUAUUACUUGCAUAUGACGUACAGCACAACAAACAACAGUUUGAAACAUGAAUCAUCAAUUGCUGUGGUGAUAAAGAGAAUAUACGAAAACUAUUUAUCAAAGUGAAGCUCUAGCAUCUAACUGAAUCUCUUGGGAUCAUUAACCUUUUUUAUUUUUCUAAUGAUAACUAUUCUUAAAAGGAACCCAGGGUAUAGAGAGAUGUGUGGAUUAAUAUGUUGCAAAGCCUUACAUCACUAGCAUUUGUCGUUAGAAACAUAUAAAAUAUUUUCAUUUCAUUAAAAAUGUCUAAAUGUAAUACUCAUUUUAACCUAAGGAGGCCGCCAUUUUCUUUUUUAAUGACCUAAAAUGGUUGCACGCACAGGCAGCCAAGCUUGACACAGACACACUAAUCAGUUCUUCACUAAAUAUAAGGUGCUGUAUGAUAAAAUAUAUAUUAAUAAUGCUAAAAUAAUAAAGUUAGAAAAUAAAAUCGCAAUUUAGUGUGUCUUCUCACAUUUUAAUAUUGUCAGAAACAAUACAACUUGUAUAUUAAUAACCAAAUUAAUUGCUAAUUUAAUAUUUACAGUAUGUUUUAGCCAUUUUAAAAUGCAUUUUAUCCAGAUUUUGCCUUUUUGAUGUUGAUUCACCGUACAUCAGUAGCCUAUUGUCUUCUCUUUCAUUAGCUGACGAGGGCUUAUAUUCACCUGAUCUCUAAUACAGAAUAAGUAACCAGUAUAUUAUCGUAAUGUAUAAAGUAUAUUAUAAUGGUGGAUUAUGACGUCUUAAAUAGUCUUAACAACGGUAGUUUAAAACUGUGAUUUAUUGCACGAUUACCUUGAAUAUAUGCUUACUGAACGCAUUAUUCUUUUAUGGCAGGCAGGCUGGCUUGUUUCAAGAGGGCAUACUGCCACGUACUGUCCCGGUGUUAAGAGAACGGGUUUAGGUAGCAAUCAUUUGACGUCACAAAUUUUGACGCAAAAAAUUGCGGCCUCAGAGUAUUUUUUUUCAGAUUGUUAUCAAUACUGUUAAAGUUACAUUGUGUUUUAAGUUUAACAUUUACAAAGGCAAUGCCAUUGCUAAUACAUUAAGCCACACAUCUUUCUAUACCUAAGGUUAAAAUGAUUCUGUUUGAACGGAAUCCGCUGGUGAAAUACUGCUUAAUCAGUUUUGGAAAUUACUGGGAACUUUCUUCUGUGGAAAAAAUCCUGCUUUACUGAAAGCUGAAUAUCUACAUUUCUGGAAUUUUCUUGCCAUUUAAGGGUUUGUAUUGCAUAUGUGUGAAUUGGGCAAGUUUUGGGGGAGAUUAUAAGGAGAAAGUACUGAUAUUCUUAUCUUAAAAUGUUCAAAGUAUUGAUGCAUAAUAAACUUAAUGCAGAUGUCGUGUUUCCCAAAAAACUAAAGAACAAUAUCUCCCAAACUGAUGUGUGAUAUUUUCCUUUGAUUUUGUUGUUUGAAUAACAAAAGCAAAUUGUACACUGUGCAGUGUUACACAGAUCCAGUUUGUAAGUUUUACUAAUUUAACAUCUUGACCUCAAGAAAGGUAUAGUUUAAAAUAGUAUAAAAAAAUAGUUUGGAUCAUUUCUGUUGUGUAUUUUUAAGACCAUGUCUUUGAAAUAAAAUGAUAUAUAAUAAGUGUAAUAAUAAUAAUAACAAAA